Messenger RNA from Myotis daubentonii (Daubenton's bat), 7626 nucleotides. RefSeq names its product ankyrin repeat domain 33B (gene ANKRD33B). Lineage: Eukaryota; Metazoa; Chordata; Mammalia; Chiroptera; Vespertilionidae. Gene Ontology annotation, molecular function: protein binding. The record is from RefSeq and is a predicted model, not a curated record.
ACCCGGGGCUCUCCAGCCUCCCGUGCCCGUCAGCAGCAGCUGCCUGGCGCUCGCUUCCGCCGGCCGGGACGCGCAGCGCCCCGCGUUCCUGGAGCCGCCGGGGACCAGGGCGGUGACCGCGGAGCGCGUCCCGAGUCCCCGUCGCCCUGCCCCGCGCCCCGGCCGACGGCAUGGUGCUGCUGGCCGGGCCCGGGCCGGAGGGCGGCGGGGCGCUCUGCGUGUCUUCGCAGCCGCCGUCCCCACCGCGGGAGGCGAAGGCCCGGGAAGACCCCGCUGACUACGAGGAGUACGAGGACUUCUCGCGCCUGCCCGACACCCGCAGCAUCGCCUCGGACGACUCCUUCUACCCUUCCCUCAGCCGAGAGGAGUCCGGCGCCGGGAGCGCGGAGAGCGUCUCGGAGGCAGUCUCCGAGGGCGUCCCGGAGGCGGCGACCCUCCUGCGCGCCGCCUGCGCCAACGACGUGGGGCUGCUGAAGGCGCUGGUGCGGCGGGGUCCGCGCGCGGAGGAGGUGCAGGAGACCGACCCGAACGGCCGGACCGGCCUCAUUGUCGCCUGCUACCAUGGCUUUGUGGAUGCUGUGGUGGUCUUGGCAGAGUGCCCCCAUGUUGAUGUCAACUGGCAGGACAGCGAGGGGAACACGGCCCUAAUCACAGCUGCGCAGGCAGGGCAUGCCACCAUCACCAACUACUUGUUGAACUACUUCCCUGGUCUUGACCUUGAAAGGAGGAACGUGUUUGGGUUCACGGCCCUGAUGAAAGCGGCCAUGCAGGGCCGAAUGGAGUGCAUCCGAGCCCUGAUGCUAGCAGGGGCGGAUGUCCACGCCAGGGACCCCCACCGCGGGAUGUCGCCCCGGGAGUGGGCCACCUACACGGGGCGGACGGAGGCGGUGCGCCUCAUCGGGAGGCUGCUGGAGCGCCCCUGCCCGGAGCAGUUCGGGGAAAAGUACCGGCCAGAGCUGCCGCUGCCCCUCGAGGGGGCUCAGAAGCCAGGGAGCUCCAAAAACUGCUUGCAGAGGCUCACGGAGUUUGUGCGGUCCUCGCUCAUUUCCCGCGCGCGCCCGGGCCUGGAGGACGGGGGCGUCCUGGACCACAUGGUCAGGAUGACCACGAGUCUCUACAGUCCCGCUGUGGCCAUCGCCUGCCAGACCGUGUGCCCCGAGCACCCCCCCUGCGUGGGGAAAAGGCGGCUGGCGGUGCAGGAAAUCCUGGGGGCUCCCGGGGCCCCCGACACCCGGGCCCAGGAGAGGGACCAGGUGGAGGACCCCGAGCAGCAAUUCCGGACCUCCCAGGCGGGGGGUGCCUCCAGAGAGGGGCCCCCGAGAGCCAGCCUCGCGGCUCCGCCGCCGCCGGGCGCCCCGCGGAAGGCCAGCCUCCUGCCGCUGCGGAGGCGGAGCAGCGUGCGGCCCGGCGCGGCCGUCCCCCGCGUGCGCAUCACCAAGGCGCCCACGCCCACCUUCCAGCCCGAGCGCGCGCCCGCGAAGGGCGGCGCCAAGGACAGCGCCCACCUGCAGCUCCCCAAGUGGAGGUACAAGGAGGCCAAGGAGGAGAAGAGGAAGGCGGAGGAGGCGGAGAAGCAGCGCGUGGCCGCCGCGCAGAAGGGAAGGCGGGCGGCGCCCUGGAGGAAGAGGACGUGAGGGGAGCGGGUGGGGGCGCUGCGCCCGGGGAGCCGGCCGCGGGGCGGGCACGUGGCGCCUGCCGCUCGCCCUCGCCGCUCGGGGCCCCGCUUUCUCCUGCGGGACAGGAUCCUUGGGGGCCCCAGAGAGCCAUCCGUGUUGGUUCAGGCCGCACCCCAGAGUGAACCGGUCACAGCACAAAUCGCUCUGCCUAAAACCAGUUCUCCUGGCCAUCCAUACACCUGGCGGGCAAUUUGCCUAAAAGCUCCUACCUUUAGAACCUCAAGAAAGUUUUAAGACCAAGUUAUCAAAGGGCAUUUUCUGUAUAAUUUUGUAUUUUAAUCACGAUCAAAUUUGCAGCAUUUUACUGGUGGUAGGGCUGUUUGUAUUUAAGACAGUUUUAAUGCACUUACCUAACCCUUUGUUUAAAAUACUGUUCCUAGCAAUAAUUAUUUGUGAUAUCUCUAUGGUUUCAUACGGGACUUAGGAAAUUCUCCCUCCUUUUUUGCUAUUUGAUUUCGAUCCUUGCUUUUCCUUCUCAUUGUGGCUACACAUAGCCCUGUAUAUUCUUACUGAUUUGAAUAAGUGAUGCCAAAUAUUUGUUUCUAUUUGAUGGAGACAUUUUUUUUUACAGCAAAAUGAUCAAGUGAGACAGGAAUCAGAUUCCCUUGUAUCUUAUUUUUUUAAAGCUAUUUUAUUCAUACAGGAAUAACAAUGAAGAAAAACCUAUUGUCAAAGUAUGAGACAGUGCUUAGAGAAGCACGUAUUUAUUGCUGGAACUAAACUCAUUUUAAGCAAGGGAUUUUAGAUAAGCUGAUAUAAAAACUUUAACAUGUUCAAAAACAGAUAUAAGAGGCAAACCUAUUUUUAAUAAACGGGGGGCAAAUCUAAUACAUUAUUAUUAUUAGAAAAACAAAAGUAAGUCAUAUGUACUCUUUGAUAAAUUGGCUUGCAAUGUUCUUAAAAUAUUAAAAAGAUGCAAAACGGAUAAGGAGCCCAGAGUGGAAACCCCUGGAAUGGAGGGGGGCAAAUGGUAGAGGAACAGGGAUUAGAACUGACUGUUUUAGGCAAAGUCUCCUCCAGACUCAGUGCCCCGGUGUGGGCUUCCUUUUCCUUUGAUCACUGCCCGAUGCUCACUCCAUCCUCACACCGACUGUGUAGAAUUUCCAAGAUGUGGGGACUUUGGCAGAGCACAGAUGUGGCUUGCCCUGGGCCCUGAACUCUCAGUGGGAGUUUCCUGUCCAUACUUUUUUUUUUUUUUUUUUUUUAAUAAUCUGCCAAGCACUGAGAAACUCUAAUGAAUCUCUGGCCAUCUGGGCUGUAGAGUAUGGGUCACAUAGGCACUACUGACAGCACUUUAUUUAUGUCCUGCUUGGAAGCUUAGAUUUAAAAUAUUGCAGAGGGCGUGAGGCGCUGCGUUAUCCUUCUGCAUUCACAGGUCAAAUCCUGCUCACUGGCUACCUCGGGACCCGUGCCGGCUGUCUCAUGCUGUGGGUGGUGCUGGCCCUGGCCUCUCUAUUCCCUCCCACUCAGCACCACCAGGCAUUGAGCAACCAGGGGUCUCGUACUCACUCGCCAGCACCCUCACUAUUGCACCUUGCGCCUGAACUGAUGGGGAAGAGGUGUGGUGGUAACUCAGCUUUUAAAGUAGUUACCAGAUUGUAGUGAGUUCCGCCCGCAUUGCUGAAAGGCACAGAGGGCUGGGCCCACUUUGAGCAUCGCUGGUAGCAGCUGGCUGCAGGUCACCCUGGUGCCUAAGAGUUGGGAUUGGCCGAGUCCCCUUGGAUGAGAUGAGGGCUGGUCCCCAAGGUGGAAGCACCCCGGAUCUCUCUGACGGUCUGACCUAGCAUCCUUUCAGAUCCCUUUUUUGGUGUUCAUGUAUUUUGUUGCUUUGAAUGGCUGGCUACAGUGUCUCACUCAGGGGCCACUCCCUGCCCCUGUCCCCCAGUGUCAGGGCAGGGGCAGGGAUGGCCCUUCUGAUUUCCGUGUCUCCUUGGCUUUGUCACAUUGGUUCCCUGCCAUCCCCUUCGCCUCCUCUCUUUUCCCUCCCUUGCCUUUUCUUCCGCUGCCUGUUUUCUUCUCCAGGUUUGGCUAACUGCCUUGCUCAUCCCUAGCCCCACUGCUCUGACGUCUAAACAGGGCAGGAAAGCAAGGCCAUUCAGAGAGGUGGUGCGGUGUCCCUGUUGUGUGAUCACAUCAUGACCUCCAAACACACAAUAGUGAACCAAGGGCAGAUUUUUCCAGCGUCUGUGCAGGUGGUUUAGAAUCCCCCCCACCCCCCUCCCCGCCCGGCUUUUAGGGAGGGAGCCCUAAGUUUCUCUCCUGACAGAUGACAACCCCCCGCCCCCCCGCCCCAUAUCGAUGUACAGAGGAGGGAGGGUCUGGUGUCUGCUUGCACCCGGAUGUUUAUGAACUAUAAAUAGUAAAUUUCAACUUGACAGGUACCUUCUCAGGGAUUUAUAUAUAAACAUAGUUAGGGGCAAAGUGGAAGUAUGUUUUAAUACUUUUUAGUGUUUGUGUGAAUUAUGAUUAAGCUAGACAGAGGAAGUGUGUCCAGGGCAAUGUCAGCGCUGCUGUUUCCCAGGGAGAUAUCUGGGAAUGGCCUCUCGGUCGAGACUUCCUGGUUAUUGGAAACCCGGCCCCUGCUGCCCCAGUGGCUGGGGUGCACAUGCGGUCACUUCAGCGCCUCUCAGCGGCCUCUGUGGAUGCGGCCCUUUGUGUGUAUAAAGGGAAACUCACCCGUGGGAGCAGCGGUGGCAGUGAUAACAGACAGACCGUUCAUCGCUGUGACCUCUAGACCUGGCUCCUCCCCACGUGACAUGGGGGUGUGUGUGGAAUGACUCCCUCUCCUGUGUGCUCAUGUGAUUGAGUGUGCUGCCGCCGGCCCAGCGCCCAGCCCAGAGCGGGGAGGAGCAGGGGAAACGGGGCGCUCAGAGGCCGCACGCCUCUUCCAGGGCUCUGGCUGCACAAGGGAGACGCCCACAGAACCUUAGGGACCUUUACCUUUGUGACGUGGCUCCCGGUGGGCAGCAUGCGAUACUUCAGGAAUAUGAAGGCGGGAGAUACAAUCCCUUCGUCAGCUCAACUAAGGCUCGAGGCUCAUUUUGCCGAAAAGACUAAGAUUUCGUGAUGCCAUUUGGAAGUGGGACUUGUGGCUCAGAGGGGCCGUUCCAGGCUGCCUCCGCUGGCCGUGGUGACAGGUGUCCUGCGUGCGGCUGAGUGGAGACAGGCUGCUGUCUGAAACUGAAUCGCAUGCGGUGGAGCCGGGCCGGCCCUGCGUGGAGGGGAAGCUGCUGUCCCCGGGGAAGAAUCCUGGGCACCGAGUUGUGAAGAAACGCCUCCCCGAGACCUAAAUAAAUGAGCCGCGACUAAGGAGUGGGUGUGAUUGGGCUCCCGCAGCCUCUGGCCGGAGCGCUGUGCCUGCCCGUCCACAGUCCACACUACGGGAGAGAGAAGCCCUCUCUCCAGAACCCGCUCAGCCUGCUCCUGGGAUGAGCUGCAGCCCUGCUGCGAGUCAGCUGUUCCUCCUCCCCCAGGCUCACCUGCAGACUCACGCUCGCUCAUGUUUCCAUCCGCAUGCAGCACGGUUGUUCCCGGGAGUGUUAAGGUUUAUCUCAAGCGACUGGAAGCUCCUAGUCACCACCAGCCCUUGAUAUGCGAAAACGCUAGCACAUUGUCUUGUUUACAGUGUUGGGAAGGUCUGACAUGCUCAGGGCCCUCAGCUCCGUGGUAGGGAACUGUUGGGCUUCUGCACCUGGGCCUCAGUUUCCCCUGCAGCGGGCUCGCCUUAGCCGGGUCCCAUCCAGCAGCUGCCGGGAGGGCCAGGGUCAUCUGGGGAAGGAAGGGUGGACGGUCCAGCUCAGUCACUCCUUAUUAGACAACCAAGUCACGCUUAUGACAGAAAACCAUCCAGCAGACUUGUCGGCUGCCACCAAACACUAAACACAAGAACAGCUCUUCCCAGCUUGAGGUUGCUCUCUCCUCGAGGUGCACCUCCAGGCUUUUAAAACUUAUUUGGGCAUCUGUUCUGUAUACCUGCUGAGUCAGCUGCUCACCUCGGUGCCCUUGAAUUCACAUGCUUCUUCAUUAACAUUUAAAAUAAGUGGCUGAAGACCUUCCUCUGGAGGUUAGUUUUUGAAAGAAAUAGGAAACCCUACAACCACCAGGACUGAUGAGCUGAUUUUUGAGUGACUCAGGCGAAUGCCGGUGCCGCGUACAGUACACAACCUCCUCGCUCUGACCCCGCCUGAAAUAAGCCGAUGUGACAGGUGUGGCCCCUGUAGUGCCAUGACAGCCCUCAGCAGCAAGCUGUGCCAGAGUGGACAGUGUGUGAUAAGGUGUGAGUGCGUGUGCGUGCGCGCACACACACACACACACACACACACACACACACAUGCAUGCACACACAUGACCUGAGAGGAGACCUGGGUUUGUGCUCACAAAGGUGACUGCUGCUGUGGCUUCACUGUGGCUCCCGGGGAACGUCAGGGGCGGCCUGCUUGGACGGUGUGUAUUCAGGAGGACCGGACAGCUCAAGGCCACUGUGGGCACUCCGGCCAACACACGUGUAACAGCCAGUGUGUCAUAACACGGGCCUUCCUUUUCAGAGGCGGUUUUGCCCAGGUGACUAGUAUAGGAGCUCCUUGGUGAGGUUCCACAGCCGGGUAUGGGUCUUUGACAUCCUUGGCACGGAGGAACCCUGCCUCAGAGGACUCUGGUUGGAGAGUGGCCACCGGGUGGGGGCUGACUCCCUGAGACUUGGCACCAGGCUAACAUAGAAUCCACACUUUGCCCUGAAGAAGUGCUAAGAAGUUGGCCUCAGUGUUAGAUGCUCUACUCAAAGGUAACAUAAUUUAAUUUGGGGCUUGAGAGAAAUCGGUUCAUCAGACUGUGAUACCUUUGUAUUGUUUUUAAGGAAAAUGUAGAAGAGAAACAAAAAUGAGGCCGCCAUCCGGGUAGAGCGUGGCCUGUGUUGACCUGAUGCAUUAGGGAGUUUGGGGGGGGGGGGGGCGGCACAUGGAAGCACUUUAACACCAGUUUGGGAGCAGAAGUUCUAGAAGCUGGUUUGGAACCGCACAGCAAUGUCGAAUUUGAUGAAAACUAUAAAGGGAAGCUAUACACCCAGAAAUGUUACCAGCAAGUCUGGGAGCCUUUGGAACAUCCUGAGGGAUUUGAAAAAUACACCCCAUUCAUAGGAACAGGAAAAGCCAAUCUCAUUGAAAUUCUCUUCAUUCGAAUCGCCCUGCCUGGGACCUCCCUGGGGCCUGUGGAUGUGUGUGAGCAGGCUGCGCAGGGUCCCGGUUUCCAGUUAUGUUUCAUCUUGGGAUAAGCUCUGUUUGCUGGAUGUAAAGCUAUCUUUGUUGUCAUUUCUAAAAAUCCGGCAGGUUUCUGGAUAUUGUAAAAAACGUUGAGCCUAGAUGUGAUUCUGUAAAUUUCAUAGUGUUUUAUUUUGAAGUGAGAGUUUUUGUUUGUUUAUAAGAGGUAUUUUCCUAUUUAGACCUCAGGGCUAUUUUGGAACCCCCAAAUAAAUGUGACCCCAGCAGCUUUGGUUUUGAUAUCCAAAAGGUUAAUCAUCUUUAAGUUAAAUAUAUUAUUCAGCAGAAAGAAUGUACCUUUCCUUUUUAACUUCUAAAUUCUUGUACUUAAUGUUUUAAAAUUGUAGGGAAAAAAUGUGAUAAUGUAAAAAUGUGGGGAAAUUGUGGUUAUAGAAUUAAAAAUCACUCGUGAAAUAAACAUUCUUAUGGUACCAGAGUGUGAUAUUUGAAUAAACCUAAGUGUGUAUAAAUUAGAAAAUGAAACAAUGAAAUUUACCAGUAUUUUAUAAAAAUAUAUUUUUACUAGAGGCCCAGUGCAUGAAAUUCAUGUGGUGGUGGUGGGGGGAUGUUCCUCAGCUCAGCCUGCAUCCUCUCCAAUCUGGGACCCCUCGGGGGAUGUCCGACUGCUGGUUUAGGCCCGAUCCCUAAACUGGAAGUCAGAUAUCCUUCUCAAUCCGGGACUGCUGGCUCCCAACCGC